Messenger RNA from Ostreococcus lucimarinus CCE9901, 1548 nucleotides. RefSeq lists its product with no specific name. NCBI's taxonomy places the organism in Eukaryota, Viridiplantae, Chlorophyta, Mamiellophyceae, Mamiellales, Bathycoccaceae. The record is from RefSeq and is a predicted model, not a curated record. The coding region runs from base 1 to 1548 and encodes 515 amino acids. The transcript has a single exon.
AUGAGCGCUAGCGCGCGAUGGUUCACCGCCUUUCGCGCCGCGGCCGCGCUCGUCCUGGCCGUUCUCGUCGUCGUAUCCGCGCACCGCUGGCGCGCCGAGCGGCAAUCGUUCGAUGACGGCGACUCGGUCGAGCCGAGCUCGCGAACGCAGAUUACUUCAACCGUCUUCGUAGCCAAACCAGAGCUCGUCUGGCGCGCCCCGGUCGCGCUCGACGUCGCCGAACAGAGCAUUCACGAGUCGUCGAACGCGCGCGAUGACGCCGGCGCGACGAGCGCGGAUGGAUCGGUGGAGACGGCGCGAGAGUUGGAGACGGCGUCGGCGAGCGUCGGCGAGCGGGACGCGACGGCGGCGACGACGACUUCGAACGCGACGACGACGGCGACGGCGACGGCGAAGAGCGAUGAGCCGUGCGCGCUGCACUUAUUUAGACACGUCAGUAAAACGGGUGGGACGACGGUGCGGUUUUGGUUCGAAAGGCAGACGGUGCUCGGUGAGUGGGAGUAUCCGAUACCGUACGGCGCUUCGCGGGAAGAGUGGGAGGCGCUGAAGACGGCGUGGACGGACGCGGCGAGAGCGUACGUGAAUGGCACGCGUGCAGUGCCACCGAGAACGCUCGUGGAGGUGAGAGGGCACUAUCCAAAUAGUUGGAACGCGCAGAACUUCGCGAAUGUGGUGUUUGAGGAUGUGUUGGCGAUGAAGGAAGAGUUUGCGGAUUCGUGUUCGGUGACGACGUCCUACUUGGUGCGGAAACCCGUUGAUCAGUACGCGAGUUACUACGCAUAUUACGUGCACGAUGGCAUGGAGGAAGAAAUAAAGAAAGAACAAGCGGGGGAGUCAACGAAGAACGUGUGGGGGCGUAGCUUGCACGAGUGGGCGGCGACGAAACAGGAUAUGCAAACGCGCGAGCUGUUGUGGGAGGAGUGCGUCCAUCACUUGCGCGCGCCGACGUAUGAGAAAAACGAUAAGUGGACGAAAGACUGCAUCACGGUGAGCGAUGAAAAGUGGGCGCGGGUCGAGGCGCUCGUGGGGCAGUUUGAUGUUGUCGGGACUACCGAACGUUUCAACGAAUUUCUGCACGUCGUAGGGAAAAUAGCUGGCGUGCGGGAUUUGCGGUACGUCUUCUCCAACACCGGCACUAACGUGGAUAAGGUAGACAAAGAAGCGCUCGAAGUGACCAUCAAGAAUGUCACCACUCGCGACGCCGCGCUGUACGCCUACGCCGACGCCGCGCUGAACGCAGCCAUCGAGCACCACUUCGGUUCGCUCCAGACCUUUCGCCGCGUCGUCGAUUCGUACGAAGCCGCCACCGUCAAACACGGCACUCGCCACUACAUCGGAGGCAAGCCCGAUUUCACUCCGAAAUACAAAUGGGUCAAAGCCGAAGAUGCGAAACUUCAAGACGUGCCGACCGUGCAGUUACCCAUGUGGGUCAUGCCCGACGGCGGAGGUCAAGCGAAGGCUUACAUGGUUCAAGAGAAAGUCGUGCUCGUGGAGAGAGAAAAAGCGAAAGCCAUAAGAACUUGCAUCAAAGGGUGCAGCUUCGACUGA